This is a messenger RNA of Branchiostoma floridae (Florida lancelet), 2449 nucleotides long. RefSeq names its product histone-lysine N-methyltransferase PRDM9-like. The coding region runs from base 538 to 1929 and encodes 463 amino acids. Gene Ontology annotation, biological process: regulation of transcription by RNA polymerase II. The record is from RefSeq and is a predicted model, not a curated record. The transcript is spliced from 2 exons. Gene Ontology annotation, cellular component: nucleus. NCBI's taxonomy places the organism in Eukaryota, Metazoa, Chordata, Leptocardii, Amphioxiformes, Branchiostomatidae. Gene Ontology annotation, molecular function: DNA-binding transcription factor activity, RNA polymerase II-specific; RNA polymerase II transcription regulatory region sequence-specific DNA binding.
GACCGACGCCUGGCCCUUGCCGGUCAUGUAAUGCGCCACGACGAGAUGGCCGGAAGGGUUCUGCUCUGGCGGCCUGACGACAAGAGAAGACGUGGCCGACCAUCCCUGACUCUUAAGAGGGUGAUUGAGGAGGAUGUUGGCCUCCAAGACGGAGACCUCCUGUCUGUCAUGCGGGACAGAGCAGCCUGGAGGAACUUUAUUGUGUCACCGGAAGGAUGACCUGAACUGAACUGAAUUGAACUGAAGAAAGCCCAUACAAUUCAAAAAGAAAGAAAUAUCGGCACCGGUAUGAAAGCAUUCUGCAUUCUGAAUACGUAGAUAUAGUAGGUGAAAAUGUAGAACUCCAAUACUGUGUCAGCUCUAUAUACUGAUACUAUUCGGGUAAUCGGUGCUUCUGACCCUGAAUUACCUUUGGCCCAGAUUCAUGUCUAUUUUCUGUCAGCCAUUUUUGUGCGAAAUGGUACCGUUACCUUCUUAACUCACAAACUGGGCUUGCAGGGCAUCUAAAGAAGAAACAAUUACCCCACGUCCCGACUGAUGUUUUGGCUAGAAAGCAGCAUGUCCAUACAACGGGAGUUCAUCUGUGGCCUCUCGCACGAGGUGACCAUAGCAGUCCUCCCCAGACUGAACAUGGAGGAGCUGAUGUUUGAACUCAACAGAAGGAUCCAAAACCUGGACAAUGAGAACAGCAUCAAGGACAGGUUGGUCAGUAUCCUUAGGGACGUGAUGUUGGAGGAAUACAGUCUGUUGGAAAGGAAGUCAGAAGUCAAUUCUCCAGACGAAACGAACAUACCUGUGCAAAAUCAGGAGACAGCUACCAUGCAAGGGAACGUUCUGACUGCGUGCGCUGAAACAAAGGUAUCACAUACUGCAAGUCAUGAAGCCUCACAGCAGAGUUCUGGGCUGGACAUUGCGAUAAAGAAGGAAAACAAUGUAAGCAGUGAAGUGCUCGUGCAUACAAAGGAACUUGAACUUGAUACCGACAAUGUACAUCUAACAGUUACACAACAAGAUCAAAUUUGCAACAUGCCCAGUCCAGUCUCACCAACAAUCUUUGCAUGCAAUACCAUUCCGAUACACAUGGAUAACACAGCAGAUUCCCGCAUUAAAGAGGAAGACUUUGAUAUGAUGACUGAGGAUGAAUCAGGGGGACCUUGUCAUGACGAAUUUACUUUUGACACUAAUGCAUCCAGUACGCAGGUAUUUCAUGUACUGGAUACACUUAAUCCAAUGAAUACUUCUUGUACAGAGAACACUGUGGAAAGCGAUACACACAGACCCAGCAAGGAAACAGCCUUGACUUCUUGUCAACUGCAUCCCGACGACGGUGACGUAAAUAUAAGAAUGGAAUGCCAUCUGUUACAGGAUGAACAAAUCGUGAAGAUUUCUCAACCUUCAAAAUCUGAUCAAACUGAAAACUAUACUAAUGACAGAGCUAGAGAAACUGGUUUCAUCAACAGCGGACAUGUACAUGAGCAUAGUAGAAAAGACAGUAGUGAGGAAAUACCUUUGGCUCGUUGUGAACCGACUCCAGACCAGGAUUCUGAGAACAUCUCGUCUCAUCUUCCUGACAAUGACUCACGACUAGAUGCCAAAGGCUACGUGUGUGACGUUUACGGAUUCAACACAACACCUCCACGCUAUAUUUAUGAGCAUAAGAAACGUCACAAAGGAGAAAAACCUUUCAUGUGCGGCGAAUGUGAUUACAGGGCAUACCACAAUUGUCGGCUUGUCGAACACAUGAGAAAACAUACCGGUGAGAAACCGUUUAAAUGUAAGGAGUGUUCCUACAGCACAGCUUAUAAGGGCGAUCUUGUUAAACACCUGAGGUAUCACACAAGUGAAAGACCCUACAGUUGUCAAGAGUGUGAUUACAAGACAAAAGAUAGGUCCAACCUCGCCAAGCAUAUCAGAAACAAACACCAGUGAAACUACUGUCAGUUACCAACCAGAAAUAGAACAUCAACAUCAUAGAAAUUCUAGGUAUAAACUAUAUGUUUCUUAUUCAUUUAUCCAUCUACUUUAUUGAUAGCAAGACACCAGAUUCAAAAUACAUAACCAUUUCUUGUAUUAUUAUUUAUUUAUCUAUGUGUUUAUCUCACCUACAUGUAUUUAUCUUUCUACGUUAACGUUGAUGAUGAUUUAAAACCCAGCUGAUAAGAUACUCAAGAAACAUAAUGUCACCAACCAAAGGUAGUGGAUGCUAUCUGAAACGUCUGAUGGUUUCCAAAAUCAUAUAAUAUAAUAUAAUCCAGUUGCUUGAGUAACUGCUUUUGGGCAUAUUUAUCUUUUCGGUUAUUUCUGUGUUAUCCAGAAUCGACCUGCGCAGUGACUUCGCACUGCUUAACAGUAAUUUACUAAUUAGAGAUUUGCUCAGGAUGAGUUACGCAUACCUACUCCCGACAAAGAUUGUACAUGUUUCAAGAUCUGAUCAUUUAUACAUUUCAGU